Messenger RNA from Closterium sp. NIES-67, 2999 nucleotides. The record is from the annotation of a GenBank genome assembly. Lineage: Eukaryota; Viridiplantae; Streptophyta; Zygnematophyceae; Desmidiales; Closteriaceae.
AUGCAUGGAGGCCUGACAUAGGUUAGGAGGCAGGCUGUGUGGGUAACCAAGGCGGUUAGUAACGGCGUCUAUUUAUAGCGACCUGAUGCUCCCCAUUCCCCGUUGCUUCACCUACCGCCUUAGGUUGACUCGCCGCUGCUGACGCCCUUCUGGACGAAGUGACGAGCAGCCGAACGUAGGAACAGAAGAGACCAGACCUUGAGAGAAACGAGUCUAUGGCGAUUCGCUGGCCCUCCACUCGAAUAGUACAGUAAAGCGUCAGCAGGAGCGCCAGAAGCAUUACAGUAGGAGCGAGCAGGUUUGUUUGUUUUUUUUGUUUUUGUUUUUUUUUGUUGGCUUUAAGGAAGGAGCGAGCAGCGGCGAUGCUUUAUUCGACCGUCCCCUCGGAAUACGCCUCAUCACACCUGCCCCUGCCAGCUGUGCGCCGUGCGGAUCUGUGCCAGUAGAUAAGGGGCUUGGCACAUUUGCGAGGUGAAGAAGGCGCCGCGACAGGGGAGAGAGAGAGCGAGCAGUGGCCACUUGCUCCGUCCACAUGAGUUAAACUGCGGAUCCGAUCAUCAGAAGCAUGUUGUACCGAACUGUACCGUACCGUACCGGAGCGAGACGAGAUCACGAGUCGAGACGAGGGACACCGACCGUAACGAGCUAUAGUCUUGUUCGGAGAGUGAGAAACGAUGGUUGGGGAUGGGGAGGCUGGGAAUGAGGGCAUCGGCGACUGGAUAAGAUGGCGCGACACGAGUGGCAGUGCCACGUCAGACCGCCGAUCUGAAUGGCCAGGAAGCUCUUUUACAGCCCAGUCCGAAACGCACGAUGCGACUGUCGGAUACAUGUCAUAUGCGCGCCAUGGUUCAGUCGCCAGUGGACCAAAAGGAGGCCAAGUGUGUGGGUGACCGCGCAGGUUCGCAGUGUGUGGCGGAGAGGAGCGGACAGGACACUGGCGACUUUCAGAUGCGGGUGUGUCUGCCCAAAGAAGGGCCUUUCCUCGUGUCAAGGUUGACUCGUCGCCACUGGCGACGGAAAACCUCACUUACGGUACUUACUGCCUCGGGACCCUCGAGGCAGCGGCAGCUCGAGGUCUAGUAGGCUUGUCACGGACACCGUGGGCGAGGGGUUUCUCCUUCUGGGGGGCCGUAUCUUACCAGGAUCGUAGAAUCACGCGUCAAAAGUCUAGUUUAGUCACUAUACGUAGAGCAUCACGGGCUGUAGUAAUACAGUAGAAUCACGGGCUGACGACGACCGAAGAUCGACGCCCUGAUGACUGCCCUCCCAAGUCGUCGAUCACCAGGGCCUGAAGAUCGACGGCCUGUCGGGUCUGGUGACUGCUCUCCCCUCUCCACUCUACUCCACCACACUGCCGCGAAAUUUACUCUCUCCGUCGUUCCACUCUCCUGAUUGGCCACACGUGCUGUCGAGAUUCGGCUUUCCCGAGGAAGCACAAUUCUUGUUCGCAGCUGCACAGGCGGUUCACGUUAUGUUGCGUGGCUAGUACGUAGAGACUACUAGUACGCAGAAUAGUUCUACUUGUACGCAGAGACUUUGAGUCUCGGUUACUCAGAGGCUGUUACGCACCGCCUAACUUCUGCCUGUGCGAAGAACUUUCGAAGUCAGGUCACCUGGAGCGAAAUCCGACCGUAAGAGCCGCACUGCUUGCCUUGGUUUCGUUCACCAUCCGUUCCUCUUCCUACCCUACUGCAAUAACCCACUCUCUUCAGUAGCAGGCGUUUUUGCUGAGCUCCAAAGGCCAGAGACUUUUACCCGCCAGGGGCCCGGGACGACCACAACGCACCCCCGACCAUCUCGCCAAUUUCUCGCAAGGUCGAAUUUUGCAAAAUCGCCAUCAUACCCGCCAGAUCUGCGAAAUUUCGCGAAAUGGGGCAGCCGGGAGGCUGCGACAAGCCGUCUCACCACAAUGACGUCACUCCUAGCAGCAUUCAGCAACUUCAAGCUGUCGCGUCAUGGUCCUCGACUGACGGGGCAGCCGGGGGUGCUCCGCAGGGGGUUGCUGCGCAGGGGGGUGCUGGACAGCAGGCUGCUGCAACCCAACUUGAACGCACCGCAUUCCUCUCUAGUAAGUGGCCCUCACGUUCCCCUCAAUCGCCUCCUCCCUCUCACCACAAUGCCUGGAGCCAUGGCGACGACCAUCAUGAUAUGAUCUCGGAAUCGUUCACCACUAGUAGCUCUGGGGCGGCAAAAACCUCCUGCUGGUGCAUUUUCCCGCCAAAAACAACUGCUAGCUGGCGAACGGUUCAAGCAAGAGAUGGCGGCACAAAUCGCAGAACGUGCGGAUGCUCGGACGCUGCUCGUGCGUGUGAUCCCGAGUGGGUGGAAGACGCGCGGUCGCGCAUCCGCCAUGCCGCUCUUGAGCUGGUUGAAGCGCAGCAGCGCUUUCAGGAGCACGACAGGCGGCUGAGUAACAUGGCGGUGCAUGGAAUGCCGCUCCGAAGGCCUUCCCAGCCUGACGAGACUGGAGGCGCUGCUGAUUUGUCGGUGCCUAGCCGUGACAGUAGUGUUUGUUCAUGGAGCAGACCUAGCAGCAGAACUUGCAGCAGAGCAAGCAGCAGAGCGAGUAGCAGAGCAAGCAGCAGGGCAAGCAGCUGGAAUACCAUCAGCGACUGGCCAGAUGUCCCAGCGAUAGAGUUCUACAAUGCAGAGAGGAGCAACAGCAUGUUUCUGAGAAACGAAGGGGCGCAUGAACAAUACACUAAUGAUGAUGCUAGUGUGAGGUGGGGGAGAAGGAUGGUUGCUAAGAGCGCUCGGUGGCUGUCCAAAACGGUUGCUCGCAGCUUCACCAUCCCAAAACCUACUAUGAGGGUUCCAAGGAGGCACACAAGAUGAAGUUGACCAAUAUGCUCGCACUCUUUGUGUAAAAAGUUCUAUCUAGGUAUGUGUGAUAUAUGUAUGCUCUUGGGAAAUAUUGAGCAUGGUUGAACUGCAUUUAGGGGGUUUUGGCUAGGAGAAUAUGCGUAGUAACUUGACUUGAGACACGAUUUUUGUAACAC